GCCCUCCGCUCCGCCGCGAUGCUGUCCCGGUCCCGUUGCAUGUCCCAGGCCUUCAGCCGCUCGCUCUCCGCCUUCCAGAAGGGGAGCUGCCCUCUUGGGAGACGCUCCCUGCCCGGGGUCUCCUUAUGUCAGGGACCAGGUUACCCUGUCAGGAGGACGAUCACCAUUAACAAUAGUAGUGUCUUCAGCGUUCGCUUCUUCAGAACUACAGCUGUGUGCAAGGAUGAUGUGAUCACAGUAAAAACCCCAGCAUUUGCGGAAUCUGUCACAGAAGGGGAUGUCAGGUGGAAGAAAGCUGUUGGAGACACAGUUGCAGAAGAUGAAGUGGUUUGUGAGAUUGAAACUGACAAGAAAUUCUUGCAGGUUCCAUCACCAGCAAACGGUGUUAUAGAAGCUCUUUUGGUACCUGAUGGGGGAAAAGUAGACGGAGGCACUCCUCUUUUCACAUUCAGGAAAACUGGCGCUGCUCCUGCUAAGGCCAAGCCAGCUGAAGCCCCUGCUGCUGAAGCCCCAUCGGCAGUUCCUCCUUCCCCUGCAGCAUCCAUACCCACUCAGAUGCCACCAGUGCCCUCGCCCUCACAACCCUCUGCUAGCAAACCAGUGUCUGCGGUAAAACCCACUGCUGCUCCAGUAGCUGAGCCAAGAGCUGGUAAAGGUCUGCGUACAGAACAUCAGGAGAAAAUGAACAGGAUGCGGCUACGCAUUGCUCAGCGUCUGAAGGAGGCCCAGAAUACAUGUGCAAUGCUGACGACUUUCAAUGAGAUUGACAUGAGUAACAUCCAGGAUAUGAGGGCCCAGCACAAAGAUGCUUUUCUGAAGAAACAUAACCUCAAACUGGGCUUCAUGUCGGCAUUUGUGAAGGCCUCAGCCUUUGCCUUGCAGGAACAGCCUGUUGUAAAUGCAGUGAUUGACGAUACAACCAAAGAGGUGGUAUAUAGGGAUUAUAUUGACAUCAGUGUUGCGGUGGCCACCCCACGGGGCCUGGUGGUUCCCGUCAUCAGGAACAUGGAAACAAUGAAUUAUGCAGAUAUUGAGCGAGCCAUCUUUGAACUGGGAGAGAAGGCCUGGAAGAAUGAACGGGCCAUUGAAGAUAUGGAUGGUGGUACUUUCACCAUUAGCAAUGGAGGUGUUUUCGGCUCCCUCUUUGGAACACCCAUUAUCAACCCCCCUCAGUCUGCCAUCCUAGGCAUGCACGCCAUCUUUGAUAGGCCAGUGGCUGUGGGAGGCAAGGGGGAGGUGCGGCCCAUGAUGUGCGUGGCACUGACCUAUGAUCACUGGCUAAUCGACGGCAGAGAGGCUGUGACUUUCCUCCGAAAAAUCAAGGCAGCGGUAGAGGAUCCCAGAAUCCUCCUAAUGGACCUUUAGGAGGAAGUCACACACCCAACACAUUGACCACGCAGGAACUGAAAACCAGUCUUCUCUCUGCCCCAUGUGGGUCCCGGGUUCGC
Molecule: messenger RNA, 1448 nt
Organism: Myotis myotis
Lineage: Eukaryota; Metazoa; Chordata; Mammalia; Chiroptera; Vespertilionidae
Product: dihydrolipoyllysine-residue succinyltransferase component of 2-oxoglutarate dehydrogenase complex, mitochondrial-like
Exons: 1
Coding region: 19-1365 (448 amino acids)
Biological process (GO): tricarboxylic acid cycle
Cellular component (GO): oxoglutarate dehydrogenase complex
Molecular function (GO): dihydrolipoyllysine-residue succinyltransferase activity
Source: RefSeq, a predicted model, not a curated record